GCCAGCGAGCCGUUCAUUCAUUCUUCUGGCUCUUCGGGCGGCGGUCGCAGGAAGGCAUUGGAACUUAGCAGCGGCGACGAUUGGAGGCGGCCUUGUUGCCGCUGCGGGACGGAAACGGGCUUUUUCCCGCCACAAACAGACAAAGAGGCCAAGGAAGGCUGAGGAAGGAAGGGAGUUGUGUUGUUCUUGUUGCAAUCUUGUCUCCCAUUCAUGGCCAAAGGCGAAGGAGCCGAAAGCGUGGCCUCGGCGGGGCUUUUGCAGCCCAGCAUCCUCAGGCAGGAGGAGCUCCGGAGGAACCCCAAGAGAGAAAGCAAAGGAAAGCUCUCGAUAUGCAACAAAGUCUGUUACGCCAUCGGCGGAGCGCCCUACCAGAUCACUGGCUGCGCCUUAGGUUUCUUCCUGCAGAUCUACUUGCUAGAUGUAGCACAGCUGGAUCCUUUCUAUGCAUCCAUCAUUCUUUUCGUAGGCCGCGCAUGGGAUGCUAUUACCGAUCCCCUAGUUGGAUUCUUUAUCAGUAAGACAUCAUGGAGUCGGUUUGGACGCCUGAUGCCCUGGAUUAUGUUUUCUACUCCCUUUGCUGUGAUCUCCUACUUCCUGAUUUGGUUUGUGCCUGACAUCUCGAAGGGACAAAUGAUGUGGUAUCUUUUCUUCUACUGUAUUUUCCAGACCCUUGUGACGUGCUUUCAUGUUCCAUACUCGGCCCUCACCAUGUUCAUAAGCAGGGAGCAAAGCGAGCGGGACUCUGCCACAGCCUACCGCAUGACGGUGGAAGUGCUUGGGACCGUCCUGGGAACCGCCAUCCAGGGGCAGAUUGUGGGCAAAGUCAACACGCCAUGCAUUGCAGACCCGCUUCUGUUGAACAUUGAGAACUCUUCUUCGGUGGCCAUGGAGGAGGUCAACAUCACCCAUGACACCGGCUCACUCACAGACACGAGGAAUGCAUACAUGAUAGCUGCCGGGGUCAUUGGUGGCAUAUACAUUCUCUGUGCUGUCGUCUUGUGUUCGGGUGUUCGGGAAAGACGAGAGUCUUCAGAGCUGCAGUCAGCUGAGCAAGCAUCCUUCUUUGAGGGCUUGAAGCUGGUAAUGAAGCAUGGCCCCUACAUCAAGCUAAUUGCUGGCUUCCUCUUUACCUCCUUGGCUUUCAUGCUGCUGGAAGGCAACUUUGCCUUGUUCUGUACCUAUACCUUGGGAUUCCGCAACGAGUUCCAGAACAUUUUACUUGCCAUCAUGCUCUCUGCCACUUUGACCAUCCCAUUCUGGCAAUGGUUCCUAACGCGCUUCGGAAAGAAGACCGCCGUCUACAUUGGAAUAUCAUCAGCUGCUCCUUUCCUCAUCUUGGUAGUCAUUAUGGAAAGCAACCUUAUUGUCACUUACGUCGUGGCCGUCGCGGCCGGGAUGAGCGUUGCUGCAGCCUUCCUUUUACCCUGGUCCAUGUUGCCAGAUGUCAUUGACGACUUCAACCUCCAGCACCCAGAUUCCGGUGGCCACGAAGCCAUUUUCUUCUCCUUCUACGUCUUCUUCACCAAGUUUGCGUCUGGAGUGUCUCUGGGGAUUUCCACACUCAGUUUAGACUUUGCUGGCUAUAAGACCCGCGGCUGCUCCCAACCAGAAGAAGUGAACUUCACAUUGAAGAUGCUGGUAUCGGCGGCUCCGGUGGUUCUGAUAGUCCUUGGUCUCCUCCUCUUCAAGCUGUACCCCAUCGAUGAAGAAAAGCGGAGGGAAAAUAAGAAAGCCCUGCAAGAGUUAAGGGAUGAAGAGAGCAACAGCAGUAGUGAGUCGGACUCCACAGAACUGGCCAGCAUUGUUUGACCCCGGCUUGCCUUGGUUCACUUUUCAUGCACUGGGAUCCAUAGAAGAAACGGGGAAUGGAGCUGACAUGGUGUCCGCCAUGCAAGAGGGAUUCUUACUUGCUCCUUUGAGGGAGCGCUCGAUGACAUCCUUCCAGACUGCUCUGGAAAGCAAAUACCGGGAAACGUUGUGCCUUAUUGGGGAUCCAUGGAGCACUGGGCCAUUAUGUACACACAGUAUUUGGUACUAGAGAAACCUACCUUUGGGUGGAAUCAGCACCCAACUUAGUGCAUCUCCUGCCAGAAUCAGUUUGCAAAAUUCAUUUUGAGCCAUGACAUUAUUUGGAUGUGCGCUAUCUGUCGCCACUUCACCUGGUACCACUGGCACGGAGUGCGGGGCAAGGCUUCGCAGUACUGUUGCGUUUUCUUUGAGUGUGUGUCUGUGUGCAUGUGUUGUUUUGUUUUUUAUUUUAUCUUACCAUGGACCCUGAUGAUGCUUCCAGGUGUACAUUACACCUGUGGCAUGAACUUACCAAACACAACCUCGUACUGUAUUUUUUUUCCCUGUAAGUAAGACACAACUAAUGUAGAAAGCAUCCUGUGGUAUUGCUGGGGUUUUAUAUAUAUAUAUAUAUAAUUUAUAUAUAUAUAUUUGUAUAUAUAUAAAGAGCUAAUUAAUUAAAAUAACUUAAUUAUGUUGUAAAUAUGAAACGUUGACAUGUUUUCCUUAUUUGUAUAUGUUUGUACAGAAAGACGACUCUGGAUCUAUUAAUAUUAAUUUACAUUAAAUGCCGAAGUGUCAUGUGCAUUGUUGUGUUUUUUCCACCUCUACAAAAGAUAUGAAAAUAGGCAAAGGAUUAUGUAAAUAGAGUGCCUUUGCAUUCCUUUAUUUGAA
This is a messenger RNA of Sceloporus undulatus (fence lizard), 2682 nucleotides long. It is a transcript of the gene MFSD2A, whose product is annotated as major facilitator superfamily domain containing 2A. The record is from RefSeq and is a predicted model, not a curated record. Gene Ontology annotation, biological process: carbohydrate transport. The coding region runs from base 211 to 1809 and encodes 532 amino acids. Gene Ontology annotation, molecular function: lysophospholipid:sodium symporter activity. Gene Ontology annotation, cellular component: membrane. NCBI's taxonomy places the organism in Eukaryota, Metazoa, Chordata, Lepidosauria, Squamata, Phrynosomatidae. The transcript has 14 exons.